This is a messenger RNA of Cuscuta epithymum, 2326 nucleotides long. The record is from the annotation of a GenBank genome assembly. NCBI's taxonomy places the organism in Eukaryota, Viridiplantae, Streptophyta, Magnoliopsida, Solanales, Convolvulaceae.
GCCCAUUCGCAGCCCACAACUCCUUUAGUCCGCUUCAGACUUCAUCGAGUGCAACAAGGAUUUGCCGAUUAGGAGGAAACCCCUAGCCACACCGCUCAUCUUCUACUAUGCUCUUCCAUUCACUCUGUCAAAGAUUUCACGGAUUCAUCAAAGGAGUCAAGGAGAGGUCAUAGACAGUAGUCCGACACGGCCAACUUGGGACUUGCUCGGCAUCAAUCAGCACUCACUAUCCCCGCCUCCGUUCGACGCCAGAUUCGUCUCACACUAUUUUCAUCUCCGACCAGAUUUCGCAAUCGAAGAGGAAUUUCAUUUGUAGAAACUAUGAAUUUAAUAUCUCAAAACGUCGCUUCUAAAAACCGUUCUGACAAGAAGAAAAGGGUGGUAGUCGAUGAGCAUCCACUUCUCGAUAGCAAUGAACAAACUCAAGAGAUGAAAAGCUCUGAUGCAGCAGACUCAGGUCACCGCAAAAGGAAGAAGCAUAGCAAGGGCUUAAAGUCAGAGGAGGUGGAGGAGAUGAAGAGGCUUGAGGAUGUCUUGUUUGGCUCCUUACACUCACCUCUUGAAUAUGGAAAUGAAGAGGCCGACAAAGAUUCUUCAUUGUUUGUUGUGGACCGAAUAGGCAGCAGUUCAUUGACUCCUUAUGAACAUGAUGAAACACAAAUGAUAGAUGGAAGAAGUGAUGAAGAGGAGGGGGAGGAGGAGACGAAGGAACGGAAACCAGUCUGGAUAGACGAAGAAGAAGAGAAGACCAGCAUAAACCUGGCCGGAGUAAACAGAUUGAGGAAGCUAAGGAAGGAAGAAGAUGAGACUGUAGUUUCUGGGUCCACAUACGUGAGCCGAUUGAGAGCACAACAUGUUAAGCUGAACCCGGGGACAGAGUGGGCUCGACCUGAUUUUCCGAGAGGAGGAAGCUCAUUAUCAGAUGAUGAAGAUUCUGAUCUAGAAAACGGCGAUAUCCUUCGUACCAACGAAGAACUUGUUGUGAAAAGCAACACAAAGCUGUUACCAGGAAUUUUAGAACAUUCUAGACUGGUUGAUGCAAACAGAAAAGAGUAUUCGAAUGGUCCUAUAAACUCCGUCCAGUUCCACAGGAACAGCCAGCUUCUUCUUGUUGGGGGAUUGGACAAAAGGCUUCAAUUCUUUCAAGUUGAUGGGAAAGAGAACACCAAAAUACAAAGCGUCUUCAUUGAAGACUGUCCGAUUAAAAAGGCAGCUUUUUCGCCUGACGGAUCUCAAGUCAUCAUAUCUGGUAGACGAAAGUUCUUCUACGCCCUUGACUUGGUCAAGACAACAGUGGAUAAAAUUGGACCUCUGGUUGGAAGAGAGGAAAAAAGCUUGGAAAGCUUCGAGGUAUCUCCCAAUUCUGACAUGAUCGCAUUUCUAGGCAACGAAGGGUAUAUUUUGUUGGUGUCCCUCAAAACAAAGGAACUGGUUGGCACCCUAAAGAUGAAUGGGACAGUUCGGUCAAUUGCUUUCACCAACGAUGGCCAGCAAUUAUUGAGUUCUGGUGGCGACGGCGAAAUUUACCAUUGGGACUUGAGGAAAAGGGCUUGUUUUCACAAAGGUGUUGAUGAAGGCUGCAUUACUGGCACUUCUCUCUGUGCUUCACCAAACGGGGCUCUAUUUGCAGCCGGUUCAGACAGUGGGAUUGUGAAUUUGUACAACAGGGUGGAUUUCUUGGGAGGAAAAAGGAAACCCAUGAAGAGAAUUGAGAAUCUCACUACCAAAGUUGAUUAUAUGAAGUUCAAUGGGGAUUCUCAGAUACUUGCUAUAUGUUCGAGCAUGAAGAAGAACAGCUUGAAGUUGGUGCAUCUUCCUUCAUGCACAGUUUUCUCAAACUGGCCUCACCCAAACCAAGUGCUGCAUUAUCCAAGGUGUUUGGAUUUCAGUCCUCACAGUGGAUUUAUGGCUUUGGGGAAUGCCAAAGGAAAAGUUUUGCUAUAUAAGUUGCAUCAUUACCAUCAUGCAUAAGUUUUGGCCUUAAUUUCAUACUGUUUUUGUAAUCUUAUAUGUUGCCAUGUGGUUGUUUAAUUGUAUGCAAAAGAAACACCACCCACCUCCAUGAUAAUGUUGCGGACUUGUAGUGUCUUAAUGCAUGGCGGAUUUUGAUUAUGGUUUUGGUAUUGGUAUUGUUUCUGGCCUAUUGCAACUUAAUUGAGAUGCUACUUACCGCAUUGGAGGAUUUAUUAUAUUAUCCUUUAUAUUUAUGAGAUAUUACCCAAAAUGAGACUAAAAAAGUUUGAAAAUUCCAAAAUAGGACUUCCAUGUUUUUAUUCCCAAAAUAGGACUAAUUACAGCCAUGUUUUGGCAGUACCAAACUUCAAAC